Molecule: messenger RNA, 663 nt
Organism: Pediculus humanus corporis (human body louse)
Lineage: Eukaryota; Metazoa; Arthropoda; Insecta; Psocodea; Pediculidae
Product: Acyl-protein thioesterase, putative
Exons: 5
Coding region: 1-663 (220 amino acids)
Biological process (GO): protein depalmitoylation
Cellular component (GO): cytoplasm
Molecular function (GO): carboxylic ester hydrolase activity; palmitoyl-(protein) hydrolase activity
Source: RefSeq, a predicted model, not a curated record
AUGUCGGUAGCGCCAGUUAUAGUAGCGGCUUCUGCAAAACAUACAGCCACAAUAAUAUUUUUGCAUGGACUUGGUGAUACAGGACAUGGUUGGUCAUCUGCCAUCUCGUCAAUCAGGGGACCUCAUGUCAAGGUUAUAUGCCCAACUGCACCAACUAUGCCAGUAUCAUUAAAUGCUGGCUUUCAAAUGCCGAGUUGGUUUGAUUUAAAAUCAUUGGAUGCAAAAGGACCUGAAGAUGAAGAAGGUAUUAGAAAGGCAGCGUUAGGAGUUCACGAAUUGAUAAAUAAUGAAGUUGCAGAUGGAAUAGAACUUAACAGAAUUAUGUUAGGAGGAUUUUCACAAGGAGGAGCUUUGGCUUUAUACUCAGCUCUGACUUAUCCAAAAAAACUGGCUGGUGUUAUGGCUUUAAGCUGUUGGCUUCCACUGCAUAAAUCUUUUCCAGCAUCUGCCGUUCAAGGUAAUACAGAAAUUCCCAUUAUUCAAUGUCACGGAGACAGUGAUCCCAUUGUGCAAUAUAAAUGGGGCCAAAUGACUGCAUCCUACUUGAAAUCGUUUUUAAGUAAUGUCGAAUUUAAAACAUACAGAGGAAUGAUGCAUAGUUCAUCGGAAGAAGAAAUGAGCGAUUUGAAAGAAUUUAUUAACAAAAUUAUGCCCCCAAUUUAA